This is a messenger RNA of Trichophyton benhamiae CBS 112371, 2229 nucleotides long. RefSeq lists its product as uncharacterized. The record is from RefSeq and is a predicted model, not a curated record. Gene Ontology annotation, biological process: positive regulation of transcription by RNA polymerase II. Bases 1 to 2229 code for a protein of 742 amino acids. The transcript is spliced from 4 exons. NCBI's taxonomy places the organism in Eukaryota, Fungi, Ascomycota, Eurotiomycetes, Onygenales, Arthrodermataceae. Gene Ontology annotation, molecular function: zinc ion binding; transcription cis-regulatory region binding; DNA-binding transcription factor activity, RNA polymerase II-specific. Gene Ontology annotation, cellular component: nucleus.
AUGGCAUCUAGUGUUGGUCAGCAAUUGAUGCAGGAAAACGAAUUCGAUACUUCUCUGGCGUUGUCGUCUGCGAAUCCUAUACCUUCGCUGUCAGAAAGUAGUGAGGUCAGAGGCUCUUACCAGCUUCUACCUGCUGCGCAAGGGCCUGGUCAGGCAGCUGAACGGCGGAAAAGCAUCGGGAAGAAAGACGCUGGCGAAAGAGACGAGGCUUCUGCCCCUGUCGGCAUACAGCCAACUGCCGGUACCGCCAGCAGUCCAGGUGCAGCAAAGGGUGCAGCGACAUCGAAGCCGAAGCGAGUGAGGACAGGAUGUUUGACAUGCAGGGAAAGGCAUCUCAAGUGUGAUGAGGCUGUUCCGCGCUGCCUCAAUUGCCAGAAAUCAGACAGGCAAUGCAAGCGUGGAAUUAGGUUGAAUUUCAUCGAUACGCAGGUCGCUGCACCGCCGUAUGCUGCGCCAUCUCCGCAGACAUGGCAGAUCAACUUUCGAGACGAGUCGAGGGAGAUAGCUUCCGAAUACCUGGGCGGAUCUGAGAGAUAUCGCCCCAUAAAGAAUGAGGAGUUUACCAAGCCCAUUGGAUUUGGGUUUGCCAAUAUAAUGGGGUUUUCCAUGCCCUCUCAUCAGACUCUAGCCAGUGCACCGGCCUUACUGACAUUUCCUGAUGCCCCGUCUGCUGAAGGGUACGAAUCUAUGUUUCAAACGACUCAGCAGCCGCCCUCUUCUAAUCAUGUAGUUCAAGAUCAACCUAUUCCACAGCCACCAGUGCUUACUCUAGCACCUCCAAGGGAUCCGAAACCAUAUCUAAAUACUCCGGAAGAGGUGCUUCUCAUGCAAGUGUUUGUCGAAGAGGUCGGCCUAUGGAUGGACUCAAUGGAUGCCAUGAAACACUUUACUCGUAUAAUACCAUUCUAUGCUCUUGGAGAGCCAAUGCUUUUGAAUGCGCUGCUAGCAUGUGGUGCCCGCCAUUUACAUCUUGUGAAUGUGACGUACAAGGAGGAGAAAGCCUUGUUCUACUACAACUCUGCCACCCAGGAUCUUCUCAGAUACCUUCAAAAUCCUAACCGAGACUCUGCUCUGUCUGCCACAACUGCCGUGGUCCUCAAUGUCUACGAGGUCAUGUCUACAAAGGCAACUCAGCGGAUGAACCACAUAGCAGGAGCCCGGGCUCUUAUCAAGGAAUGCCGCUGGGACGGCAGAUCGACCGGAGUAGGAGGUGCCUGUUUCUGGCUAAACGUCGGUAUGGAGCUAUUAAGCUGUCUUCAUUACAAUUGGAAACUAGCCUGGGAUCCGGAUACCUGGGGAGUGGAUAUGAAUAUGGUUCCGGCUGAGUCUAGUAUUGUCGGGAACGAGGAAUUAUGGACGCAUAGGAUAGUGUACAUCUGUGCAAAAGUCGCUAAUUAUCGAACAACAAAGCAUCAACCUUUAGUUCAUGAAAGACAGAGCCACGAGCCCGAUGUAAGUCGACAAAGCGACGAAUGGAAUAAAAUGAAAGCCUGGUGUGAUGAAUGGGAGAGAUGCAUACCUCGGUCGAUGCGGCCGCUCGGGUACCUGCAGCCGUGGCAGUCGAAGACAAAGUCUUCAUUCCCCGAAGUUUGGCUUAUCAAGAGAUCUUCCGUGGUUGCCCGACUGUUCUACCACACUACAUGUGUUCUUUUGGCAAAGUCCCAUCCAACCGAGUCCCAGUUUAGCGAAAAUAUGCUAGCUAUCCAGCAGAGCCACGCAAAUGACAUCUGUGGCAUCGUAGCACAUGUCAAAGAUCGUGGUGUUGCUAGCGUCUCCAUUCGGUGUCUGAUAAUAGCGGCUGAAUGCCUUGUCAACAGGGUCUCACAAGAGCAGGUUCUAGAUAUCAUGGAUAAAAUUCUCAAGGAGACCGGCUGGAAAAUCGGACCUCUUCAGCAAGAGCUAGUGCAAAAAUGGGGAUGGAAUGUCAAAACCGAAGGCCAGCCAAUGCCACAGGACCAGCACCAACACCAACAUUCUCACCAACAACAUCAACAGCCUGCCAUGACCUCCAUCCCUACAACCUCAACAGCUGCGGGCCCUAUGAACAUGAACCCUUCCUUGCUACCUCCCGAAGUGGGCCUUGUCCCUCCUCGCCCUGCUAUUCCACAAGGGAUCGUUAAUCCAAUGAUGGCGGCUGCUGAUUUUAACGCAGCCAACCACCCAUAUCAGAAUCAUUACGUCGCACCACAAAACACUCCGCAGGGCAGUUAUCAAUACGGCAAUUACUAG